AUGGCUGGUAUACCUCCGUUCCCGUCAUUCGACAUAGAAGCCGAUAAAUCUAGCGCUGCCCACAGAUGGAACAAGUGGUGGGGGACUGGAAAAUUUGCUCAUGAUGAUUAUUGCUAUGCUUUAAAGUCCAACGUGUCGAAAACACCAAAAUCAAAUGUAAAUAUCAUACGACGUGCAGAUACAAAAGAGAUUGAAUUUGGUAUCUCGUCUGCUUCCGAAAUAUUUCAAGAGACAAUUAAAUCUGUUAUUCAGGAUAUCGAAGGGACAAAAAACAUAUCUGAUGAUAUAAUAUGCUUUGCAAAAUCUCAACAUGAACACGACAAAGUAUUGGACAAAGUCUUCUGUAGACUUCAUGGAAAGGGACUCACAUUAAACAAAUCCAAAUGCGAGUUUAAUAAAACAGAAAUUACUUUCUUUGGUGUAGUAUUUGGCAAAGAUGGAAUUUCAGCUGACCCUGUCAAAGUGAAAGAAAUUAAAGAAAUGCUACCACCAAAAACAGUAACGGAGUUGAAAAGCUUUCUAGGAAUGACAAGCUACUGUUCUCGUUUCAUCAAAAACUAUGCAACAAUAACCGAUCCCUUGAGAAAACUUACGAGAAAAAACACAGACUGGCAAUGGGCAGAAACUGAACAAGCUGCUUUCCAAGCACUGCAACAUGAACUGUCUAGCGAUACUGUCAUGAGAUAUUAUAACCCAUCAAAAGCAACAGAAAUUUACACAGAUGCGAGCCCAUGUGGUGUGUCAGCUAUAUUUACACAAGAAAAAUGGCAUUGUCGCAUAUGCUAG
Molecule: messenger RNA, 786 nt
Organism: Ruditapes philippinarum (Manila clam)
Lineage: Eukaryota; Metazoa; Mollusca; Bivalvia; Venerida; Veneridae
Exons: 3
Coding region: 1-786 (261 amino acids)
Source: RefSeq, a predicted model, not a curated record